CAUUGAUCUCGUGUUGUGUGUGUGUGGGCGCUUGUUGGGGUGUAUGCGCUGCUGAGACAGACAACGCUUGCUGCUGCUGCUGGUGGUGGUGGUGGUGGUGCUGCUGCUGCUGCGGAUCGUCGUAGCUAAACGGCUUUGCUGCUUGCGGCCUUCUUCUUGGCCGUUGCUUGCCUGCUUCUCGUCGUGUUUGGUGGAACUGGCAUUCGUGUCCAGCGCCAUGCUCGAGUACAUUCUUUACGCCGUUGGCGGCUUUGUCGCCCUCUGCAUCGGCCUCGUGAUGUACUCGCUCGUGCCCAACCCCAUGGGCUACUUUCGCAUGCGCCGCGUCUUCAACACCAAGCUCCAAGAAUAUCUUAAGGUGCCCUUGUGGCGUCCCAUGGAUGGUAGCUUUCACGAAAUGCAAACGGAUUUGAUUGGCUUUUUCAAGCGCCAGCUUGACUAUGGCAACUUGUUUGGCGUGAUCCCUUUGUGGUACGUCUUUGAUCCCAACCUCAUCUUGACCAAGCCCGAGGACAUGAAGCAAGUGCUAUUUGGCGAUGAUCUUCAGUAUUACCGUGACAACACCUGCUUUUACGUCAUGCACAUGGUGCUGGGCAAGGGCAUCAUCAACGUCGGUGGCAUGGAAUGGCGCAACCAGCACCGCAUCCUCUACAAGGCCUUUGCUCCCGACAACCUGAUGUACUUCCGCCCAGCCUUUGCCGCUCGUGCUCGCAAGAUGGUCGAUACCUUCAAGGCACACGCUCAAUCUGGCGAGCCCAUCGAUUUGCUCAAGACCAUGAACGAGAUUACUCUCGGCGUGAUGAUUGAUACCGCUUUUGGCAACACUCUCUCUCACGAGGAGCAGAGUGAAAUGCGCCAUCACCUCAUGUAUGUCAUCAAGCAAACGACCAACUUUGUGCAUCAAGUGCCUCUCCUGCGUUACAUCUUCGCCGAUCACACCCAGCUCAAGCGCCGUUUGGGCGAGAUGCAUUCACUUGUCGAGACCUCCUUGAUCCGUCGUCGUGAAGGCAAGAGCUUUGGCGAAGUGUGCGAAGUCAAGCGUCACAUGAUUGAUUUGAUUAUCGAAGCCAACCACAGCGAGUCAGAGGAUGGUUACCGCAUGUCUGACGAGGUGAUGCGUGAUAACAUGAUCUCCCUCAUGGCCGCGGGCACUGAGACCACGGCCACGGCCAUGACUUGGACCCUGUACUUUCUCGACAAGUAUCCCGAGGUGUACCGGAAGGUGCGCGAGGAGAACAUGAACAUUGAUCUGGAACACUUGGCCGAGCCUGGUGAUCUGACCAAGAUUGUGCCGUAUUUGACUCAAGUUAUUCAAGAGUCCAUGCGCAUGUGCAGCCCGCUGGGCAACAUCCCCGGUCGACGCCCUUUCAAGGACAUGCAAGUUGGCGAUCUCGUCGUCCCUGCCCACGUUCCCAUGCUCACCUUUGCCCACCAAAUCCAUCACAACCCUCAAAUCUGGGACGCUCCCGAGGAGUUCCGUCCUGAACGCUUUGCUAAGGACGGCGAGGCCUCUCGCGACCGCCUUCGCUUCCAGCCCUUUGGUACUGGCCGAAGGUAUUGCCUGGGCAAGUACAUGGCCAUGGCUGAGAUGCAGGUCGUGCUGUCGCACAUGGUACGCGAUUUGCGCUUUGAGUACGCUGGAACAGCGGAAGGCAUUACGCCCGCUUUCCGCCCACCAACGAUCCAGCCCCGCGAUGGCAUGCCCAUGCACAUUAAGCUUGCAUAAAUUACCAAGAGCUGCACGCUGGAUCUCCGUUGAGAUCUGUCAAAGCAUAGAUGGAGAAGCAACGAUGGACAUACCAGCAUCGCUGCCUUUGCAACGCGGUUUGGCAGGGCAUGGCGCGUAUUUAGACACGCUGUUGCGCUUGCCGCUCAAACCAAUUGCGGUACCACCACACCACUCUGGUAUAUUGAGUGAGUGUGCAUGUGUGUUAUUGUAUCACCAUCGUUGCUGAUGUUGUCGGUUGUUGGUCGUGCUUGCUCGCCUUGCCAAUACCGGCAUCCGGAAUCCGACUUUGGCCGUGGCGCUGCCAGAUCGCUUUGCUCCUUGUUCUUGUAUUGUUUCUGCUUGUGCAAUGUUCGUCGGAAGUCCCCUCGAUCAGGAUUGAUCCCGGAUGGCAAAGCACUGCUCCGUCAUCCAUCCCAAAGCCUUAGCCUGCCAGCCUGUUGUUUUUAUAUCCCCCCCCACCUUGUGAUCCCAUGAAUUGAACCCACCAAAG
Molecule: messenger RNA, 2219 nt
Organism: Monosiga brevicollis MX1
Lineage: Eukaryota; Choanoflagellata; Craspedida; Salpingoecidae
Exons: 11
Coding region: 218-1726 (502 amino acids)
Molecular function (GO): heme binding; iron ion binding; oxidoreductase activity, acting on paired donors, with incorporation or reduction of molecular oxygen
Source: RefSeq, a predicted model, not a curated record